UUGCAGCUGUCAACGGCUCAAACGAGGUGAGGACCGAAAUGGCGGCGUUCUACCUGGCUGUUCUGUUGAUCGCGCUCACUCCCUGUGGAGCGGUGGACGACAACGUCCGUUUUGACUGUUACCCUGAAGACGGUGCCACGGAACAGCUGUGUCUAGAUAGGGGGUGUGCUUGGGAGGAGACACAGAACCCCAAGGCACCAAAAUGCUUCUAUUGGGACCCUUAUGGAUAUCGGGUGGAGGGCAACGUCCAAGACACGGUCCUCGGGAGUAGAGCUACCCUCCGCCGCCUGAAUACGCCUGCUCGGUACGCUAACUCCGCAGACGUGGACCCCGUGACUCUGGAUUAUGAAAUGCAUACAGCCAAACGACUGAGAUUGAAGUUCUACGAUAGCAACACUCAAAGGUUCGAAGUGCGAGACAAGAUGCCCCACAUCCCAGAAGCAACGGGAAAAGCGCCCUCUCCCGAAUAUACCGUGAACAUCACGCCACCCAGUCCGACAACGCCCUUCUCCCUCAGUGUUACUAGGACGGCGACAGGAACUGUGCUUUGGGACACUUCAGUUGGCGGGUUCACCUUCUCGGACCAGUUCCUCCAGAUCUCCACCAAACUACCGUCUACAUACGUGUACGGGUUCGGGGAGCACGAGCGAAAUAACUACCGCCACAACAUGGACUGGCGCACGUGGGGCAUGUUUACAAGGGACGAGGCGCCCGGACCGCCCUCGGACGGUGUAAACAAAAACUUGUACGGCAUGCACCCGUUCUACCUGUGCGUGGAGGAUGAUGGGAAGGCUCAUGGCGUCCUGCUGCUCAACUCUAACGCAAUGGAGGUUGUCCUCCAGCCCACCCCAGCCAUGACGUUCCGAACUAUCGGCGGUGUUCUGGACUUCUACAUGUUCCUGGGUGACGGACCUGAGGACGUGGUGCGGCAGUACACAGAGUUCGUUGGCCGCCCGUUCAUGCCGCCGUACUGGGGUCUGGGGUUCCAGCUGUGUAAGUGGGGCUACGGGAACCUGUCUGUCGUCAGGGACGUCGUCAAGGAGAUGCAAGACUAUGGCAUUCCGCACGACGUACAGUACGGUGAUAUUGACUACAUGGAACGUCAGAUGGACUUCACCAUUGAUCCCGUCAACUACCAGGGGCUUCCCGAGUUCGUGGACCAAAUCAGACGUGACGGGAUGCGUUACGUCAUCAUUCUGGAUCCCGCCAUAACGACUAACGAGACAGAACCCUACGCUCCCUACACUAACGGCACUGCGCUGGACGUGUGGAUCAAGGAUGGAGACGACAAUUCACAGCCGCUCAUUGGGAAGGUGUGGCCGUACUAUCCAGAUGUUACGGUUGAUCCGACUCAGGAGUGGGACUAUAAAGUCGAGCACUAUAACGCCUACUCCGUGUUUCCGGACUAUUUUCACGCCGAUAUCGACCAAUGGUGGGGCAACUUCAUUAAGGACUUCUACAAGACUCUCAAGUUCGACGGGCUCUGGAUCGACAUGAAUGAGCCGACUAAUUUUGUCCACGGAUCGGUGAAAAGUUGCUCCAACAACAAGUACGACAACCCGCCGUAUAUGCCAAAGAUUCUGGGCCCCAACAUAUACUCCAAGACCCUCUGUAUGAAUUCCGUGCACGGCGGAACUGAACACUACAACACACACAGUCUGUACGGAUGGAGCCAGGCCGAGCCAACACAGAGGGCCCUCCGGGAAGUGACCGGGAAACGCGGGAUCGUGUUCGGCCGCUCCACCUUCCCCAGCGCCGGGCACUUCGAGGGGCACUGGCUCGGCGACAACACGGCUAAAUGGGACCAUCUACACAAGUCCAUUAUAGGAAUGUUGGACUUUGGCCUUUUCGGUAUGCCCUACGUUGGCGCAGACAUCUGUGGGUUCUGGGACGACUCGACCCCUGAACUUUGUCAUCGCUGGAUGCAGCUAGGCGCGUUCUAUCCCUUCAGCCGGAACCACAACUGGGAACAAGGCGCGCCUCAGCACCCGACCCACUGGGACGGAGCCAUAGCUGACGCGGCCCGGGACGCCCUGCAGACCCGGUACACGCUCCUGCCGUACCUCUACACACUCUUCUACCAGGCACACACCCAGGGGUCAACGGUCGUGCGGUCACUCAUGCACGAGUUUAUUGAGGACAAACUUACGUGGUCAAUCGACAAACAGUUCCUGUGGGGGGCCGCCCUUCUUAUCUCACCUGUACUAGAUCAGGGAGCGAUGGACGUCAACGCUUACUUUCCCAAGGGAAGGUGGUACAACUAUUAUUCGGUGAACUCUGACCACCAGGGUCGGGAGGUGGCCGAUGCCGGGCAGGGUAGGAGUCUCUCCCUCCCGUGUGACAUGGAUUGUAUCCCCGUACACAUCCGUGGUGGCCACGUCAUACCUACACAGGGACAUGCCAACACUACCGUGUUCAGUCGAAGGAACACACUAGGCCUGAUCGUGGCUCUAGACGAGGCAGGAGAGGCUUCUGGUAGCCUGUUCUGGGACGAUGGGGAGGAUAUAGACACCAUCGGCAGCAACAGUUACAGGAUGAUCACCUUCCGUGUGUCGGCGAUGACCCUUGACAUCACCGUGGAAAGUAACGGCUACACGCCUGACCCUGAACUGCAGUACGAGACCAUCCAGGUGUUCGGGUCUCCCGCCAUGCCUUCUGACGUCACAGUGAACGGACAGAACGUCGCGUCGGACAACAUCGUCAGGAAAACUGCGGACAAGGUGUGGCACCUGGAAGGCCUGUCCCUAUCCAUGGGAGAGAACCACAAGAUCACGUGGACUAUUCCUGACGACACUUCCGGUGCCGAGGUCUCCCGUGCCCGCCCAUUGGCUCUCGUCAUAGCGGCCAUAGCUGUGGUUUUGGCCACCGUCAACGGUCAUUUCCUCUCGUAGAGGACAAGCAGUCUCAUACGCUUUUGUUGAAGAUCUUGAAUUUACUUACUAGAUUAGGUUAAAGCUUUUGGCGAUAUGCUUCCAUAUAUUUUUGCAGAUUUACUUUUUCUACGUGAGAAAUCAAAGAAAAAUCAUAUAUAAUACACGCUACAUCAUUUUAUGUUUAUGAAAAUUUGUCUUUAUCAUAAAUCACAUUUGAAUGUGUUUUAAGAUUGAAAUUUAAUUCCAACACAAAGGUUUAUACGGAUUAAAUUUUCAAUGACCGCUGUCGCCUUCUUCAUACAUGUAUUCGUCUUAUAAGCAACAAAUACGAUUGCUUUUCAAGUCUAUUAAAAAGCGUGUCAUCUGAUCAUUUAGCUUGAGUUCUUCAUUAGAUCUUUUCUUUGAUGACUAUGAUUAAAUGCUCAAAGCGGUGUCGUCAAUUUUGCCAUCAAACACUUCAAUAGGAAAUAUUGUAGAUUUCACAUUACUUUUAUAUGAUGAUGUACAUUAUUCCAUUACAUUCGUUGCGUUGAAAUUCUUUUGCUUUAACAAAUAAAGAAGUUUCGCUCUUUAGUACAAUUA
Molecule: messenger RNA, 3455 nt
Organism: Branchiostoma floridae (Florida lancelet)
Lineage: Eukaryota; Metazoa; Chordata; Leptocardii; Amphioxiformes; Branchiostomatidae
Product: sucrase-isomaltase, intestinal-like
Exons: 24
Coding region: 39-2891 (950 amino acids)
Biological process (GO): carbohydrate metabolic process
Molecular function (GO): carbohydrate binding; alpha-1,4-glucosidase activity
Source: RefSeq, a predicted model, not a curated record